CUGAUAGGAAUAAUGGCCGCCUUCGUAGCAAUAGCUGGAAUGGGGAACAACACAAGAGACAUAUCAGAGCGUUUUAGCUGACCAGGAAGACCCCAAAUCACCAGGCACCCCCCCGCCCCCCUACCCGAUUUUCAGAACGAAUGGGUAGAGGGGGUCUUGCCAUAGGACACAAUAAACGAAAGAGACUCGGAGGGAAAGGGAGGAAAGCUAACCUUGAUAGCUAGCGCUAGCUGGUUGUCACUGCCGGGGGAACAAACCCGAGUAUCCGUGACAACUGCGUGUCUGGACGGCUGGAGGGAGCGGGAGCAGCCGCUGGAACUUGUGUUCAAACCUCUGGAAGCUCGCUAACAUGAGUGGACCGGGGCAGGACAGCGAGCCGGAGGCGAAAGUCCUUCUCAUCAAGCGGCUUUACAGGGCUGUGGUGGAGUCUGUGCACAAGCUGGAUGUCAUCAUCGGCAGCAAAGCAUCCUACAGAGAGGUCUUCAAGCCGGAGAACAUCAGCCUUCGCAACAAGCUGAGGGAGCUCUGUGUGAAGCUGAUGUUUCUCCAUCCUGUCGACUACGGCCGUAAAGCCGAGGAGCUGCUCUGGAGGAAGGUCUACUAUGAGGUCAUCCAGGUUAUCAAGACCAACAAGAAGCACAUCCACAGCCGCAGCGCUCUUGAGUGCGCCUACCGUACACACCUGAUCGCCGGCGUGGGCUUCUACCAGCACCUGCUGCUUUACAUCCAGUCACAUUACCAGCUGGAGCUGCAGGACUGCAUCGACUGGACCCACGUCACGGACCCACUGAUAGGUCGAAAGAAACCCGUGUCAGCCACCCCCAAGGAGAUGGAGUGGGCACAGAUGGCCUGUCAUCGAUGUCUGGUCUACCUUGGAGAUCUAGCACGUUAUCAGAAUGAACUUGCCGGAGUGGAGGCUGAGCAGCUGGCAGAAAGGUUCUACCAUCAGGCGCUGUCUGUCAUGCCACACGUGGGAAUGCCUUUCAACCAGCUGGGCACACUGGCAGGGAGCAAGUUCUAUAACGUGGAAGCAACCUACUACUACCUACGCUGCAUCCAAUCAGAAUCCCCCUUCGAAGGCGCCUAUGGGAACCUGAAGCGCCUGUUUGACAAAGCUUCCAAGAUGUACCACCAAGUGAAGAAGCAGGAAAUGAAGAAGCUGUCUCCAUCUCGACAAAGAUCUAAAGACAUUAAGCACCUCCUGGUGAGCUUCAUGUACCUCCAGAGCCUGCUGCAGCCCAAGAACAGCCUGAUGGAGACGGAGCUGACGUCGCUCUGCCAGUCGGUGCUGGAGGACUUCAACCUGGUGCUGUUCUACCUGCCGCCCCCGUCACAUGCCGGGGCGCACCACCCCCCCAGCGAGGAAGAGGAGGAGCAGCAGCUCGCUGAGAGCUCCUGCCCCGUGCUGCCUGACAGCCUCGUCUUCAAGAUGGUGGUCACGUGUCUGAUGGUGGUGCACAGCCUGAAGAGGGGAGGAUCGAAGCAGUACAGUGCGUCCAUUGCUUUUACUCUGGCGCUGUUCUCCCAUUUGGUGAACCACGUCAACAUCCGCUUGCAGGCUGAGCUGGAGGAAGGGGAGAGCCAGGUGCCGCCGCUUCACACUGACGUCACAGCCUAUGUUGUGCAGAAUCCAGACCAUCAGAGGGAGAAAGAUCUGCUACAGUGGAACCUUCCGGUGGGCUGUGGACGUCUACAACCUGCUCCACAACACUGA
Molecule: messenger RNA, 1714 nt
Organism: Notothenia coriiceps (black rockcod)
Lineage: Eukaryota; Metazoa; Chordata; Actinopteri; Perciformes; Nototheniidae
Product: protein SMG5-like
Exons: 12
Coding region: 350-1714 (454 amino acids)
Biological process (GO): nuclear-transcribed mRNA catabolic process, nonsense-mediated decay
Cellular component (GO): telomerase holoenzyme complex
Molecular function (GO): protein binding; telomeric repeat DNA binding; telomerase RNA binding
Source: RefSeq, a predicted model, not a curated record